ACUCUGUUUCCUUUUUUCUCUCCUUUGUCUUUAUCUCUCUGUUUCUUUAUAAACACUUCUCUUUCUUUUCUCAAAUCUUGGAGAAGAAAGAAGCAAAGAAUUCUUGGGAAAGAGUAAAAAACACAAAAAAGUUAAAUCUAGUUCCAUCUAUUAACCCAAUCAGAAUCAUAAUACCUCUGCAACAAUGGCUGCUCUUCCUCUCCGCAAGGACAACAAGAUGCAUUGGUGGUUCACUCACAAGAAGCUUGUUGAUAACUACAUUAAAGACGCAAAGUCUCUGAUGGCGAGUGAGGACCAAAACGACGCUGCUUCAGCUAUUCAUAUACUUGACGCCGCUUUAUCGAUAUCGCCGCGUUCCGAAAUCGCGUUAGAGCUUAAAGCCAGAGCUUUGCUUUUUCUCCGUCGCUACAAGGACGUAGCUAACAUGCUUCAAGAUUACAUUCCUAGCCUCAAACUCGCCGCUAAAGACGAAGAAGGGUCCGUUUCAUCCGACGGUUCUUACUCUUCCUCCUCCUCUUCUUCAUCCUCCUCUCAACUCUCGAGGAAACUUCUCUCUCCUAACCGUGACUCCUCCUCCAUUCCAUUCACGUGCCUCUCGCUUUCUGACUUGAAGGAGAAAGUAAUGGCGGGGAUCUGUAGAAAUGGCGAUAAGGAAAAACAACAGUGGAGAUAUGCUGUAUUGGGACAAGCUUGUUGCCACCUAGGAUUAAUGGAGGACGCAUUGGUUCUUCUUCAGACCGGGAAACGCCUCGCAACCGACGAGUUCCGUCGUCAGAGUAUAUGCUGGUCCGACGAUAGCUUCUGUGUCCUCCUAUCCGACUCCGAGUCAUCAUCCUCUGCUUAUUCUUCUCCAAGAAAACUCCCUGAAUGCGAAACCGUCUCUCGCCUUCUCGCACACACAAAGGUCCUCCUCCGCCGUCGCGCCGCCGCAUUCGCCGCAUUUGACGCCGGACACUAUUCGGAAUCCAUCCGCCACUUCUCCAAAAUCCUCGACGGACGCCGUCGUCCGGCGCCGCAAGGCUUCCUCGCUGAUUGCUACAUGCACCGCGCCGCCGCGUACAGAUCCGCCGGGAAAAUCGCGGAGGCGAUCGCCGAUUGCAACAAAACGCUGGCUCUCGAGCCGUCGUGCAUCCACGCGCUGGAGACGAGGGCUGCGCUUUUGGAAACGGUUCGGUGUUUGCCUGACUCGCUUCACGACUUAGAGCACUUGAAGAUUCUUUACAACACGAUCUUACGUGAUCGGAAGCUUCCCGGACCGCCGUGGAAACGACACAACGUGAAGUACAGAGAGAUCCCCGGGAAGUUAUGCGUUUUGACGACGAAGUCGAAGUUUUUGAAAGCGAAGAUCGCCAACGGAGAAAUCGGGAACGUUGAUUGGUAUGGUUUGAUCGGAGUUAGACGCGGAUGCUCAAGAUCGGAGCUUGAUCGAGCCAAUGUCGUGUUGACUCUCAGACAUAAGCCUGAUAAGGCCUUGUUGUUCAUCGAUCGUUGUGAUUUCGCCGAUCAGAAGGAGGUUAUCGCUGUUAAAGAUCGGGCGAGUAUGGCUUCGUUGUUGCUUUACCGUUUGAUUCAAAGAGGUUACUCCGUUUUGACGGCAACGAUAGCAGAGGAGGAACAGAGGAAGAUGACGAUGGUGUUGACUCAAAAGUCAGUGAAAGUGGUUGAAGAACAUGAACCGGUUGAGAAGCCUGGUUCGGUUAAGAUAAACAGUUUCUCAGAUGUUAAACCGGGAAAUUCAAGCGCGUAUCAAGGAGUUUUCUGUCGAGAUCUUGCCGCGGUUGGGAGUUUGCUAUCUAGGACCAGUUUUAACCAACCGAUUCCAAUGAAAUACGAAGCACUCAGCUGUUAAAUGUUUAACCGGGGAAGUACACGAACCAAGAAAGUGGAAACGACUCCGUUCCCGGGCGAUUUAAAAAUCAGUUAAUGUAUCUAUCCAUAUAUGCAUGUAAUAAAAUUCCGCUAUAAUUUUUUUUUGUCACUUUUAAUAUUCGUCUCUAUUAAGUUUCUUGUCUUUACUUCUGCAAAGAUAAUGCUUAAAGUGUUGGAUUAAAAUUACU
This is a messenger RNA of Brassica oleracea var. oleracea, 2057 nucleotides long. RefSeq lists its product as uncharacterized. NCBI's taxonomy places the organism in Eukaryota, Viridiplantae, Streptophyta, Magnoliopsida, Brassicales, Brassicaceae. The transcript has 3 exons. Gene Ontology annotation, molecular function: protein binding. The coding region runs from base 185 to 1849 and encodes 554 amino acids. The record is from RefSeq and is a predicted model, not a curated record.